Messenger RNA from Copidosoma floridanum, 10699 nucleotides. RefSeq names its product spectrin beta chain (gene beta-Spec). Gene Ontology annotation, molecular function: actin binding; structural constituent of cytoskeleton; phospholipid binding. Gene Ontology annotation, cellular component: spectrin. Lineage: Eukaryota; Metazoa; Arthropoda; Insecta; Hymenoptera; Encyrtidae. The record is from RefSeq and is a predicted model, not a curated record.
CGUAUCCGAAGGAAGGCGAGAAAAGAGUUGUUCCAGGAGAAGAGAGCUCUCCGCUGCCGAGGGCAAACGAUUUACAAGGACAAUAUCCGCUGGAUUUAUGUAUAUACAUGCUCUCUUUUUGAAGGAGAGCCAGUUGUUAUACCGUGUGCUGUACUGUUAGUGCGUACUGUAUGUGUAUACGUACUAUUACGUGCAUGAGGUCAUUGAGGUGGUGGUGUAAUAAUCAGGCGAGAUCGCGAGAUCGUAACAACUGUAACAAGGCAUGAGCUAAGGCGUAUAUAUAUAUAUACACACACUACUCCAAAACAGCCCAUCAUUGCGGAGAGAGAAGAGAGGAUUGUCGCAUUAGACUUCUGCUGCUGCUCCCGCAGCCGGUGACCGCAACAAAAAGAGGGCAGCGUCCGGUGUGUGUGCGUAAAGGGCGUCCUUUGACGCUGAGACACCCUCCUCUCCACCUCAGACCUCUAUAUAUAGCUGGAAGCCCGGGCCAAACUACGUGUACACAAGUUUGUUGUGCGUGAGAGUGGUGUUGUUGGUGUAUCCGUGGGGUGUUGUUAUCAGGCAGUGCAAUCUUGCCGCAACCGCGGAGGUUCUGUGAACAAAGUCCACCACCCUGCGAUCCCUGCCCCCAACUCGUAUGCGAACAACGCCUACUCCGUGUACGUAAUAACAGGAGAAUUAGUCGUGGAGGGAGAGAACCGCCGAUGCAUACACUAUCUUUUUUUUAAGUAUACAAGGAAGUAGUGGUAUCAUCAUCGGUAGCGGUGUUUUUUAUGCUGGUGUUUGAGGGCGAAACGGUGCCGUGGGCUCCUCCUGUCUCAGGGUGAGUUGCAGAUGCCAGCCAUUGCAAACCUAUUGAUUAUCAAGUAAUCCGAAGUUGUGGGCUUGGCGUGUACAGAACGAAAGGAAGGAUAAGCGCAAGCUAACCGAUAUAGAGAGGUAGAGAGCUGUGGUGUUGUCAGCGGGUGCCAAGGGCGGCUGCGACGGCGGCGGCGACGAGUAAAAAACGACGACGACGACGACGAAGGAGGCAUUAGCAGAAUGACGACCGACAUCUCGGUGCAACGGACGGGCUGGGACCCAGCGCUCCAGCAAGAGAUCGUCGACGAGUACGAAUACGAUGGGGGAAACUCGAGCUCUAGGCUAUUCGAGCGCUCGCGCAUCAAGGCUUUGGCCGGCGAGCGCGAACUGGUCCAGAAGAAGACCUUCCAGAAGUGGGUAAACUCGCACCUGGUGCGCUGCUCGGCGCGCAUCGGGGACCUCUACGUCGACCUCCGGGACGGUAAGAUGCUGAUAAAACUCCUGGAGAUCCUGUCGGGCGAGCGCCUGCCUCGCCCGACAAAGGGCAAGAUGCGCAUCCAUUGUUUGGAAAACGUCGACAAGGCCCUGCAGUUUCUGCGCGAGCAGCGGGUCCACCUCGAGAACAUGGGCUCGCACGACAUAGUCGACGGCAAUCCACGGCUGACCCUCGGCCUCAUCUGGACGAUAAUCCUCCGCUUCCAGAUCCAGGACAUAACGAUCGAGGAGACCGACAACCAGGAGACCAAGAGCGCCAAGGACGCUCUGUUGCUCUGGUGCCAGAUGAAGACGGCCGGCUACCAUAACGUCAACGUCCGCAACUUUACGACCUCGUGGCGCGACGGUCUGGCCUUCAACGCCAUCAUCCACAAGCACAGGCCCGAUCUCGUGCAAUUCGAAAAGUUGUCCAAGUCAAACGCCAUUUACAACCUGAACAACGCGUUCAACGUGGCCGAGGACAAGCUCGGGCUGACCAAGCUCCUCGACGCCGAGGACAUAUUCGUCGACCAUCCGGACGAAAAGUCCAUCAUAACGUACGUGGUGACGUAUUACCAUUACUUCUCCAAGAUGAAGCAGGAGACGGUGCAGGGCAAGAGGAUCGGCAAGGUGGUCGGCAUAGCCAUGGAGAACGACCGGAUGAUCCGCGAGUACGAGGGCCUGACGAGCGAGCUCCUCAAGUGGAUCGAGUCGACGAUAACCAGCCUCGGGGAUCGGCAAUUCGCCAACUCGCUCGUCGGCGUUCAGGCCCAACUGUCGCAAUUCUCGAAUUACCGUACCGUCGAGAAGCCACCCAAAUUCGUCGAGAAGGGCAACCUCGAGGUCCUCCUCUUCACCCUCCAGUCGAAGAUGCGGGCCAACAACCAGAAGCCCUACACGCCCAGGGAGGGCAAGAUGAUAUCCGACAUAAACAAAGCUUGGGAGCGUCUCGAGAAGGCCGAGCACGAGCGCGAGCUCGCCCUAAGGGAGGAACUCAUUCGCCAAGAGAAGCUCGACCAGUUGGCAGCGCGCUUCAAUCGCAAGGCUAGCAUGCGCGAGACUUGGCUGUCCGAGAACCAGAGGCUCGUCUCCCAGGACAACUUUGGCUUCGAUCUGGCGGCCGUGGAGGCGGCGGCCAAGAAACACGAGGCCAUCGAGACCGACAUAUUCGCCUACGAGGAGCGCGUCCAGGCGGUCAUGGCCGUCUCCCAGGAACUCGAGGCCGAGAAUUACCACGACAUUGAGCGCAUAAACGCGCGCAAGGACAACGUGUUGCGCCUAUGGAACUACCUGCUCGAGCUGUUGCGCGCCCGGCGCUCUAGGCUCGAGCUCUCGCUACAGCUGCAGCAAAACUUCCAGGAGAUGCUCUACAUACUCGACAGCAUGGAGGAGAUCAAGCUCAGGCUGCUCACCGACGACUACGGCAAGCAUCUCAUGGGUGUCGAGGACUUGCUGCAGAAGCACUCGCUCGUCGAGGCCGACAUCAAUGUCCUCGGCGAGCGCGUCAAGGCCGUGGUCCAGCAGAGCCAGAGGUUCCUCGAGCAGGGCGAGGGUUAUCGCCCGUGCGACCCGACGAUCAUCGUUGAGCGCGUGCAACAGCUCGAGGACGCCUACUCGGAACUCGUGCGGUUGGCCGUUGAGCGCCGGGCCCGGCUCGAGGAGUCGAGAAAACUGUGGCAGUUCUACUGGGACAUGGCGGACGAGGAGAACUGGAUCAAGGAGAAGGAGCAGAUCGUCUCGACCAGCGACACCGGCCACGACCUCACGACCAUCAAUCUGCUCCUGUCGAAGCACAAGGCCCUCGAGAACGAGAUCCAGUCGCACGAGCCCCAGCUCAUGUCUGUCGUCGCUGUUGGCGACGAUCUUGUUCGCCAGCAACACUUUGGAGCCGACAGGAUUCAAGAGCGCCUGCAGGAGAUCCUCACCAUGUGGAACCACCUGUUGGAUCUGGUCGCGUUCCGACGCAAGAGGCUCGAGGAGGCCGUGGACUAUCAGCAGUUGCUCGCCGAUGCCGCCGACAUCGAGACCUGGAUGCUGGAUACCAGAAAACUCGUGUCCUCCGAGGACGUCGGCAGGGACGAGGCGAACGUGCAGUCGCUCCUCAAGAAGCACAAAGACGUAACCGACGAGCUCAAGAACUACGCCACGGCCAUUGAACAGCUGCACCAACAAGCAGGACAACUCAACGAAAAAGACGCCAAGUCGCCGGAGGUGGUCGAGAAGCUCGCCAAGAUCGAUGCCAACUACAAAGAAUUGAACGAUCUGGCCAAGGUGAGAAAGCAGAGACUGCUGGACGCCCUGUCGCUGUACAAGUUGUUGAGCGAGGCCGACGGCGUGGAGCAAUGGAUCGGGGAGAAGAACAGGAUGCUCGAUACUAUGGUGCCGGCCAAGGACAUCGAGGACGUUGAAAUCAUGAAGCACCGGUACGAUGGUUUUGAGAAGGAAAUGAACGCCAACGCCUCGCGCGUCGCUGUUGUCAAUCAGCUCGCGAGACAACUGUUGCACGUCGAUCACCCGAACUCGCAGCAAAUAAACCAGCGUCAAAACGAGCUCAACCAAAAGUGGUCCGAGCUCAGGGACAAGGCCGAGUCGAAGCGCGAGGCCCUCAACUCGGCCCACGGCGUGCAAACCUUCCACAUCGAGUGCCGCGAGACCGUGUCCUGGAUCGAGGACAAAAAGCGCAUUCUCCAGCAGACCGACAGCCUCGAGAUGGACCUCACCGGCGUCAUGACCCUGCAGCGCCGUCUCAGCGGCAUGGAGCGCGACUUAGCGGCCAUCCAAGCGAAACUCGACGCCCUCGAGAAAGAAGCCAACGUCAUCGAGGGAGAACACCCCGAGGAAGCGGCCAUGAUUCGCGAGAGGAUCACCCAGAUCCACGCCAUUUGGGAGCAACUGACGCACAUGCUCAAAGAGAGGGACGCCAAGCUCGAGGAGGCCGGUGACCUGCACCGCUUCCUGCGCGAUCUCGACCAUUUCCAGGCUUGGCUCACCAAGUCGCAGACGGACGUCGCGAGCGAGGACGAGCCGACGAGCUUGGCCGACGCGGAAAAACUCCUGGCCCAGCACCAGAACAUCAAGGAGGAGAUCGACAAUUACACCGACGACUACCAGAAAAUGAUGGAGUACGGGGAGAAGCUGACCAGUGAGGCCGGUGACAACGACACCCAGUACAUGUUCCUGCGCGAGCGGCUCAACGCCCUUAAAAUGGGCUGGGAGGAGCUACACCAGAUGUGGACGAACCGCCAGGGUUUGCUGUCGAACGCCCUCAAUUACCAGAUCUUUGAGCGCGACGCCCGCCAGGCCGAGGUUCUGCUCUCUCAGCAGGAGCACUUCCUUGCCAAGGACGAGACCCCGACGAACUUUGAGCAAGCCGAGAACAUGAUUAAACGCCAGGAGGACCUGAUGACCAAGAUGGAGGCCAACGACGAGAAGAUCAACAGCGUCGUGCUGUUUGCCUCGCGGUUGGUCGACGAGGGCCAUUACGCCGCGGACAAGGUGAAGAAGAAGGCCGAGUCGAUAAACGAGCGGCGCAACGUCAACCGCGACAAGGCCCAACAGCUGACUGACAAGCUGCGCGACCAACAGCAGCUCCAGCUCUUCCUGCAGGAUUGCGAGGAGCUCGGCGAGUGGAUACAGGAGAAACACAUAACGGCCCACGACGAGACGUACCGGAGCGCAAAGACCGUGCACAGCAAGUGGACGCGCCAUCAGGCCUUCGAGGCCGAGAUAGCGAGCAACAAGGACCGGCUCCAGCAGUUGCAGGCAGCCGCGGACGAGCUGAUACAGCUGAAGCCCGAAUUCGCCGAGACGAUCGAGCCAAAGGUCAAAGAGCUAGCCGAUCAGUUCGACGAGCUCGAGACGACGACGCGCGAGAAGGGCGAGCGGCUGUUCGACGCGAAUCGCGAGGUCCUCGUGCACCAGACCUUCGACGACAUGGACACGUGGAUGAACGAGCUCGAGAAGCAGAUCGAGAGCUCGGACACGGGCUCGGAUCUCGCCUCGGUGAACAUACUCAUGCAAAAGCACCAGAUGAUCGAGACCCAGAUGGCGGUGAAGGCGCGCCAGGUGACCGAGCUCGACAAACAAGCCGAGCACCUGCAACAGACCGUGCCCGAGGAAAAGAUGGAGGAGAUCAAGUGCAAGAAGGAAAAGGUCACGCAGCGCUUCGCGAACCUCAAGGCGCCCCUGGUCGAGCGCCAGCGCAACCUCGAGAAGAAGAAGGAGGCCUUCCAGUUCAGGCGCGACGUCGAGGACGAGAAGCUCUGGAUCAACGAGAAGAUGCCCCAGGCGACGAGCAGCGAGUACGGCACCUCGUUGUUCAACGUACACAUGCUCAAGAAGAAGAACCAAUCGCUGCGCACCGAGAUGGAGAACCACGAGCCGCGGAUCAAUUUCGUCUCGAACAACGGCCAAAAGCUCAUAGACGAGGGCCACGAGGACAGCGAGGAGUUCCGCAGACUGAUAUCCGAGCUGUCGGACAAGUGGCAGGAGCUCAAGGACGCCCUGGACGAGCGCAACGCCCACCUGUUGCAGAACGAGAAGGCCCAGCAGUACUUCUUCGACGCGACCGAGGCCGAGUCCUGGAUGAGCGAGCAGGAGUUGUACAUGAUGGUCGAGGACCGGGGCAAGGACGAGAUAUCCGCCCAGAACCUAAUGAAGAAACACGAGGGCCUGGAGCACGCGGUCGAGGAUUACGCCGAGACGAUUCGCCAGCUCGGCGAAACGGCGCGGCAAUUGAUAAGCGACAAGCACCCACUGGCCGACCAGAUUGCGGUCAAGCAGUCCCAGGUCGACAAGCUCUACGCCGGGCUGAAGGACCUGGCUGGUGAGCGCAGGGCCAAGCUAGACGAGGCCCUCCAGUUGUUCAUGCUCCACCGCGAGGUCGACGAUCUCGAGCAGUGGAUAAGCGAGCGCGAACUCGUCGCGGGCAGCCACGAGCUCGGCCAGGACUACGACCACGUGACCCUGCUGUGGGUGCGCUUCGAGGAAUUCGCCCGAGACACCGAGGCCAUAGGAACCGAGCGCGUCAACAGCGUCAUCGGGAUCGCGGACUCGUUGAUCUCGGCGAGCCACUCGGACGCCGCGACCAUUGCCGAGUGGAAGGACGGACUGAACGAGGCCUGGGGUGACUUGCACGAGCUCAUAGAGACCCGAAAGCAGAUGUUGGACGCGAGCCGGGAGCUGCACAAGUUCUUCCACGACUGUAAGGACGUGCACGGGCGCAUACUCGAGAAGCAGAACGCCAUCUCGGACGAGUUGGGCCGGGACGCGGGCUCGGUGUCGACGCUCCAGCGCAAGCACGCCAACUUCAUCCAAGACCUGACGACGCUUCAGAGCCAGGUGUCCCAGAUACAGGAGGAGUCGGCUAAGCUGCAGGCGAGCUACGCGGGUGACAAGGCGGUCGAGAUCACAAACCGCGAGGCCGAGGUCGUAGCCGCGUGGAACAACCUGCAGGGGUUGUGCGAGGCGCGCAUGAGCAAGCUCGACGACACCGGGGAUCUGUUCAGGUUCUUCAACAUGGUGAGGAACUUGAUGAUCUGGAUAGACGACGUGGUCAGGCAAAUGAACACGAGCGAGAAGCCGAGGGACGUUAGCGGGGUCGAGCUCCUCAUGAACAACCACCAGAGCCUCAAGGCCGAAAUCGACACGAGGGAGGACAAUUUGAUCAGCUGCAUCAACCUCGGCAAGGACCUACUGGCGAGAAAUCACUACGCCAGCGAGCAAAUCAAGGAAAAACUCACGGCUCUCACGGAUCACAGGAGCGCGCUGCUGCAUCGUUGGGAGGAGCGCUGGGAGAAUCUACAGCUCAUCUUGGAAGUCUAUCAGUUCGCAAGGGACGCAGCGGUUGCAGAGGCCUGGCUGGUUGCUCAGGAGCCUUACCUCAUGAGGCAAGAACUUGGACACACAAUCGACGAAGUCGAAAACUUGAUUAAGAAGCACGAAGCAUUUGAAAAAUCAGCAUGCGCACAAGAGGAGAGAUUCAGUGCCUUGCAGCGUCUGACAACGUUUGAGCUGAGAGAACUGAAGAGACGAGAACAAGAGCGGGAGGAGGAAGAGAGGCGCAAAAAGGAAGAGGCAGCCGCCGCGGAAGCUGCGAGACUGGCCAAGGCCACCCCAGUAACCAGUCCGGAUGAACCAACAGGCGAAAGAGCGGAGGCCGACGGUGUGCCAAGCAGAGAACGCGAUGACGAUCACGCGGCACAGCGUAAAUCUUCCACGCGACCAACGCAGGCUCAAGAGAAGCCCAAGGAAGAAGCGCGUAGUCCAAGCGACGACGAGUUCGAGGGUCUACUGGUGCGCAAGCACGAGUGGGAGAGCACGACGAAGAAGGCCUCCAACCGCUCCUGGGACAAGCUGUACAUGGUGGUGAGGGGCCAGAGCCUCGUCGCCUACAAGGACCAAAAGUCGUGCAAAUCGGCGCCCGAGCAGCUUUACAAGGGCGAACAGCCGCUCGACCUCAAAGGCGCGAGCAUUGUCGUCGCUAGCGAUUACCACAAGAAGAAGCACGUCUUCCGCGUCAAAACGCAGAGCGGGGCCGACUUCCUGUUUCAAGCGAAGGACGACGCCGAGAUGAACGAGUGGGUGUCGAAUCUAAACCAGGCGGCCCAGGGCGCGGGCGCGGCUGGCACGUCGCGGGCCCACACGCUGCCCGCCCCAACCCAAGCCGAGACCAAGCGGCGCAGCUUCUUCACUCUCAAGAAAAACUAAAUCAAAGCAGAGGAGUUUGGCGAGAGAAAUCGUCCGACAGCCCUGUCCCCGAAGCUCGACGCUGCGACUCGUCGUACACGAGACAACGCUAUAGAAGUACAGCAUACACAUCGACACCCACUUUACCCUUACACGCAUGAAAAAAAAAAAAAAAAAAAAAGAAAAAAAAAGACAACUACAUAUAUAUGUAAACCCAGACCCACACGAGCACGUACACAUACAUUGCAAUCACACGCGCGAACCUUUGCCGAGAAGAAGGUUUAUUUCGUCGCUCUACUUGGAUAAAGCGACGUUAAAUAUAUAUGCCGAGGACGAAGGGCGCGUUUUUAUUACAAAGAUGCAUAAUUAUGACAUUUUGGAGAGAAAGGGAGAGCGAGAGUGAAAGAGAGAAGAAUAAACAAUAACAAUGCUAAAGUAGGGAUGCAAACACUAUGCCAAUUUUCAGAUAGCUGAAAUGAUGUUUGGAAAGAAACGCAGCAACAAAAACAACUCAUUAAUAAUACAAUAAAUACUACGUCCCAAGUUAGUGCGAUUGACUUUUCUACUUAGACGAAAAACUUGAGAAAAAAAAAAAAAAAAUGAAUAAUUAAAAAAAAAGAGGGAUAUCAAGGUCCCUCUUCUUCCUCUCGAAAAAAAGUAUCAUCCCCAUCGUCGUCGUGGCUCUGCAAAAUACAUGUAAUCCGUAUUUGUAUUUCUCCCACAGGUGCAUGGUAUCAUUACACACACACACUAACCACGCGCAUCAAUAUGAUACGAUUAUUAUAUAAUACACUACGUGUGGAAAAAAAAGAAGGUUUUUCUCCUCUUUCUAUCAGCGAUGCAGAAAAUUUUACGCACCAAAAGUACUACAGAGUAGUAGGCUGGCGGAAACUGUAGGCCGUGUUCUAUUCUUUUUUUUUUCUUUUCCAUUGUCCAGAUUAUUAUGUGUAUUUUAUAAUAUUAUAAUUAAGCUGUGUUAUGUUAUAUUUAUCGAGCAUGUGACAACCAUUUUUGGAAGAGUGGAUAAAGAAAAGCACAACAGUCCAUGUAGAUCAUGUCCUUGAUAAUUUUAACAUUUUUUUCGGCAUGUCAUUGCUUUAAACGACCACGUUUGCACGUACGUUAUAUUACUCUAUGGAAAAUGUUAAAAUUUGACCAUAGACUGGUGUGUUUUUUUUUGUCUUUUUUUUUUUUUUUAAUUGAGUAUGCGACUUUUUUUUAUAAUGUAUCGGACCCUGUGUUUGACGAAUUCUUAAACAGUGAGAUCGUUGUUUGUGAACAAUGCAAGUUAAAGGAAGAUUGUUUUUCGCGCGUCUUAUUGUUUUUAGGAAAACGCUUUCUCCGAACGUUUUGCAGGAUUUUAUACACAUUUUAUAAGUCUCGUAAAAUUACGUUUAACUUCUUCGAACAAUAUAUGUGUAUCAUUAUCAAUGCCACCCUCUCCCCUUUUACUCGCGCAAAACGUUCUUGAUUAUUCAAAAGUAUUUUAUACGCAAAAACAAGCAACGAUUUUGAUUUCUUAAUUGCGGCAAGUUGACGAAUAUAAAGACGAUGCAAGAAGCAGAAAAAUAAAAAUAUUAAACAAGAACAAACGCUGUUGGUACGUUUUAUUUAAUUUUUUUUUUUUAAAUUAUUUAUUCGACUUAAAGAAAUACUUUUGUUUCCAUUGUAUACAUACUGCCCUGAUUAUAAAAAAUUUGCGAUCGUACAAUUUUUCUCUUUAUUUCGGCGAUCACUGACUGCCAUACUUUUUAUUAUGAUCUUAGCUGCGCUAACUUGGGAUUGUGUACGGAGAUAUAGCUUUUAAUGAUUGUUGUCUUGAGGGGAGGAUAGAAGAAAGAAGGAGAGAAAGUAAUAAAUAAAAACGUACGUUUAAUCUAGCCCCGAAGAAAAAAAUAUUGUAACGAUUAAUGAAGAGUUUUCCCUUAAUUAAUAUUAUGAAUGAAAAAAAUCGAGGCAAAUGCAUAUAAAUAUAUAUAUUUAAUUCUUUAAGAGCUUUUGAGCAACAGAAAACGCAAAAGCUUUAGACUCUAAGAUAAGUAACUUAUAUUGUGCGAUCCUCGCCAAAUCGAAACAUACAUACUAUAUUUGUGAAUAAUUGUUUGUUUCUUAUUGAUUUUUUAAUGAUGAAUUAUUUUACUAAAAAAUUGUUUUCGCAACCCUUGAGAACUCAAAAAAUACUCUAGCUGCAAUAUAUUAUAUCGUUUCUAUAAAUGUAAUUAAAAUAAAGAUAUUUUAAAUCUCAUUUAAAAAAAAAUCUUAAUCGAGAGGAUCUAACAUUAUUUUACCUGAGCCAAAUGUUGUUUGGAGAAGAAAAAAAAUGGAAUAAAAUUGAGAUAAAAAAAUACUUCUUGUACUAUGAGAGAUUUUUACACAAAUAGUUGUGUUAAGCUCUAUUGUACAAUAACUGUUUUGAGAGAGAGAGAGAGAAAGCAGAGGCAGCAUAUACAUGUUAUAUUAUAAGUAUUCUUUAUGAAAAAAAAAAUCUUAUUCAGCUUUAUUCGCGUGGAUCUAUAUUAUAAUGUCUAAGUGAUUUUAUUUGAAGAAAAAAAAGUUGCAUCGCUUAAAUAUAAAUUUAUCAAAUGGAUUCAUUGUGGCUAUGCUUUGUCUUCACUGUUUUUGUCUUUAUACAUAUUUUAUAAAUCUAUUAUACAACUAACGGUAACAAUGUAAAAUUUAUUAGCGAACAGGUGAAUCGAUUACUGUAAGAAUGAGCGAAUAUGAAAAAUGUUCUAGA